Messenger RNA from Branchiostoma belcheri (Belcher's lancelet), 4494 nucleotides. RefSeq names its product WD repeat-containing protein 17-like. The record is from RefSeq and is a predicted model, not a curated record. Gene Ontology annotation, molecular function: protein binding. The transcript is spliced from 28 exons. Bases 510 to 4376 code for a protein of 1288 amino acids. NCBI's taxonomy places the organism in Eukaryota, Metazoa, Chordata, Leptocardii, Amphioxiformes, Branchiostomatidae.
ACGAGAGUUCGCGCUCGGAACGAAGAUGGCGGUGGACUCUUGCAGGUAGUCGCGCAUUUCUUCGAACUGUAAUAAACUUCUCAGCUCCUCGGGCGGCACGAUCGGCGAGUGAACCCUCUACCGGAGGCGGUCGCAAGGCUGGACGGAUAUCACGUCUCAAUAUAACCGCUGGAGAAGGCGAUUUCUUGCCGUUUUGCCAUCGGUUCCAGAGCCGGGGACGUCAGUGUGAAGUGGGCGGGCUUCAGACCGUAACGGAGUGCCGAAGAAAAGCAUCCUUGACUCUCGGUGAUUUUCUAUUCAGCAAAACCCGCCGUUGUUAUAAUAUUCUUACGUGGAUGACGUGCCCGUCGCGAUGACAAUAUUAUACAGUCCUUAACGUAUCAUAUCAUAUAUCAUAUCAAGCCUGGAAAGCGAAUUUGGAGUGCCAUCGUCACUUGGCAGUGUAAACACACACAACGAUCGCCGGAAAAAACACGAGAAAGAGCUCCGCAUUCUGACCCCGUGACAGGAUGGCCAUGCUAAAGCAGGUAGGCCUGUUGGCGGCGGGGUGCCAGCCAUGGAACACCAACGUCUGUUCAGCCAGCAAGGACCGCUUUGCCUACUGUGCAACGUUAGCUAUCUACAUCUACCAGCUGGACAGGAAAUUCAACGAGUUCAAGCUUCACUCCAUCAUGUCAGAGCACACCAAGACCAUCACGGCGAUGGCCUGGCACCCCCGUAACCCCGACAUCCUAGCCUCCGCCUCUGCAGACCAGAGAAUAUGCAUCUGGCACGUGGCAGAACAAAGACUCCUGAAGAGCCUGGACAACCCUAAAGGCACGCCGCAGUGCAUAGACUGGUUCUUCCACGAGGCGGACUGCUUGUCGUACAUUUUCCAGAAGGGUCCGCUGUAUAUAUGGAACUACAAGCAGGGGAGUGCGGGGCUGUCGCAGCAUAAGGAGGCUCACGGGUUUAUGUAUGAUGUUUGCCAGUUCAGGUGGCACCACCGCAGGAUCGGGAAGCUGGUGCUGGGACAUGUGGACGGGAGUCUCUCACUCUUCUCACCAGGCCAGAAGCCACAGAAGCACGUCUUACGUCCAGAAACAGUGGACGAGACAGAAGAAGACGACCCUGUCGUGGCGCUGGAGUGGGAUCCGCUGUCGACGGAGUACCUCCUCGUGGCCAACUCCCACUUCGGCGUUCGCUUACUGGACACGGAGGGGCUGACGGUGAUUAACACGUACACGCUGCCAAGCGCGGCAGUGUCGGUACAUACACUGGCCUGGGUACCUACUGCGCCAGGCAUGUUUGUAACUGGAGACACCCAGGCAGGUGUGUUAAGAUUAUGGACAGUUCCUAAAAGCACGCCACUAGAAAACAUCAAGGUGAAGAAGACUGGCUUCCACGCACUUCAUGUCUUAGGACUCUACACAAUGAACUUACACAGAGAAGUUACAAUAGAGGAGCCCAUCGAAGCAUCCUCCACCAGCUCAGCUGUCCACAGAGGUAACCAGGAGUCUUCCACCAUGCCGCCUGCCCUCAUCGUCUGCACAUUUCUGGACGGAGGCGUGGGGCUCUACAACCUGGCCAGGAGGAAAUGGGACUUCCUCAGAGACUUGGGCCACAUAGAGACGAUAUUUGACUGUAAGUUUAAGCCAGAUGAUCCGAACCUGCUUGCGACAGCAUCGUUUGACGGGACCAUCAAAGUGUGGGACAUCUCCACCAUGCAGGCCGUGUACACAUCACCUGGCAACGAGGGGGUCAUCUACUCACUCAGCUGGGCACCAGCUGACCUGAACUGUGUCGCAGCCUCCACGUCCAAACAGGGCAUGUUCAUCUGGGACAUCGGCAGGGGCAAGGUCAUCAAGCGAUUCAACGAGCAUGGGCGACAUAGUAUAUUUUGUGUGGCCUGGAACAACAAAGACUCCAGAAGAAUAGCCACGUGUGGGUCUGAUGGACACUGUGUGAUCCGAACUGUGGAUGGAAAGCUGGUGAAGAAGUACAAACAUCCUAUGCCUGUGUUCGGAUGUGACUGGAGCCUCACCAACAAGGACAUGCUGGCCACCGGAUGUGAGGACAAGAACGUCAGAGUCUUCUACUUAGCAACCAACUCCGACCAGCCACUCAAAAUCUUCUCAGGGCACACCUCUAAGGUUUUCCAUGUGAAAUGGUCCCCGCUGAGGGAGGGCAUACUGUGCAGUGGAUCUGAUGAUGGGACCAUCCGUAUCUGGGACUACACACAGGACUCGUGUGCGAUGGUUCUGAGCGGGCACACGGCGCCGGUGAGAGGCCUGCUGUGGAACCCAGAGAUCCCGUACCUGCUGCUGUCAGGCAGCUGGGACUACACGAUUCGCGUCUGGGACACACGGGACGGCGCCUGCAUCGAUACCGUGUACGACCACGGAGCGGAUGUCUAUGGCCUGACCUGUCACCCCCUGCGCCCCUUCACUGUGGCCUCCUGCUCGCGAGACUCGACCGUCAGGAUCUGGUCGUUGACUCCCCUUGUCAGCACACUGCAGAUCAGCGUCAUCGCCAAGAGGCCGUGGACGGAAAUCUUCGCCAUGACACAAGAACAAGCGAUGGCGGCGGGUGCACCACCGUUGCUGUCUGGCCGUGUGUCCCGUGACCUCCGACAGCGCGUGGAGGCCCUCCCUCCACAGGAACAGUACAUCAGGGGGCUGCAGAUCUUUGCUGAGUUCUUCAGUCCCCCCAACGGCACUAAGAACCUGUGGGACCUGGUGUCUGUGAUUCGAGGUGAGGAGGAGGGACUGAACCCACAGGUGUACAGUAAAGGCAUCAUGCACACCAAACACCUCACCAGCUACAGGGCUUCAGAAGCCCAGGAGCUGGAGGUAGUUCGGAUGUCCAAGUUUGGCGCAGGUGUCGGAGCCCAGAGCAGGGAGGACAGACUUCGGCAGGCGGCACUCAUCCAUGUCAAACUGGGCAACCUGCAGAGGUACUGUGAGCUCAUGGUGGAGGUGGGAGAGUGGGAGAAGGCCCUGGCUGUAGCACCUGGAGUGUCCAUGGAGUACUGGAAGUCCCUGGCAAGAAGAUGGGCGAAGCAGCAGGUUCUGGAGGACAAACAGGAAGCAGCACCGUUCUGUGUGGCCAUCGGAGAUGUCCAGGCAGUGGUCGACUUCUACACAUCUAGGGGGGAGCUUCAGGACGCCAUGCUUGUUGCCCAGGCGGCGCAGGAGGGGUCGAUAAAGUCCGGCCCGGCGGCGGAGUGCGGGAACGCGGCGUACAACGGUGUAACGGAGGACUGUGAGGACAGCUGGCCGCUGCUGCACCAGGCCAGCCAGCGCCUCGCGGACUGGUACUUCCAGGACGGACAGCCCAUGAAGGCUGCAUGCUGCCAUCUCGCUGUGGAAGACUACAAGCUUGCCAUGUCGAAGUUGAUCCGAGGGAAUGAGCUGGAACUGGCCAUCAGCCUGGGAACAACCAUCGGCAAAACCCCCCGCCUCACGUACCUGGCUACAGAACUACUGGCACAGCGAUGCACCCGCAUCAACAGAUGGGACCUAGCUGUGGAGAUGUUGCAGCGUUUGCCCAACAGUGAGGCUGCACUGGCCAGGUUCUGUAUCAGCUGUUCUGGGGGAGCCGCAGAGAUAAACGACCUACAUGCAAAGGCUGGGUUCCCAGACAUGGAGGAGUGUUACAGCAAGGCCCAGGGCCUACAGGAGGAGGGACAGGAGACAGAGGCUGUCAAGUUUUACCUGCUCUCUACCUACCCGGAACAGGGCUUAGAGCUGGGACUCAAAGUUGUCAAGGAGAGAAUGUCGACCUCUGGCUGGACAGUCCAGGAUGUGUCAGAACUGGUGCAGUACAUGGGGUGUACCAGGACAGACAAACUGGAUGGGCCAAAGUGCACCAGCCUUCGCACAGAGCUGCUCACCAUCAGUGCCUAUGUUGGAGCCCUGCUGGCUGUGAGGAGAGGGUACAGCGCCAUUGUUCCCGCACUCUUCCAGCAAACAAGUAUGUUAGUGGACAAGGAAAACUCCAACUGGCCCUUCAGCAAGGACCAGGUGGAGGAGGAGCUGACAGCAUGGAAGGCUGAGCAAGUGUUGGCCAGUGAAAGAGAGUAUAAGAAGGAUUCGUCGGAGGCGAGUAGUGAGGUGAGUUUGAGGGAAGGGUACCAGAAGGCUCUACAGAGGCUACUGAGGAAGGCUGGUCAGGAGGAACUGGACAUAGAACCCGGGGCUGACCACUGCACCGGCUCCCAUCUGCCCAGCCACUCAGAUGUACAUGUGUCCUUCCUGUCCAAGACAAGAAUACAGGGUCCAGCAUUCUUCCUAGAGGACGGCAAAACUGCCAUCUCGCUGAACGAGGCUCUGAUGUGGGCUAAGGUGAACCCUUUCUCUCCACUGGGCACCACUUCUCGGAUCAACCCCUUCUAGAGCCUCUUCUCUGUAACAUCAGCAAUAAAAUGCUAAUGUAUUGGUAGCCCCAGGCAUAAAUACAAAGUAGCCAUUGGGAAAAGGAGAUCAGAGCUCGAAAUAGCACCUGCAUAUGCAG